Calidris pugnax (ruff) is the source of this 6719-nucleotide messenger RNA. It is a transcript of the gene ZBTB47, whose product is annotated as zinc finger and BTB domain containing 47. The transcript is spliced from 6 exons. Lineage: Eukaryota; Metazoa; Chordata; Aves; Charadriiformes; Scolopacidae. Gene Ontology annotation, cellular component: nucleus. Gene Ontology annotation, molecular function: RNA polymerase II cis-regulatory region sequence-specific DNA binding; DNA-binding transcription factor activity, RNA polymerase II-specific; protein binding. The record is from RefSeq and is a predicted model, not a curated record. Gene Ontology annotation, biological process: regulation of transcription by RNA polymerase II. Bases 102 to 2159 code for a protein of 685 amino acids.
GGGCGAGCGGAGAGGUGAAGCUGAUAGUCGAAAAAACGACUGACUACCCUUCGGCUGAGUACUCCCUGGUGGAGGAUGUAGCCCUCCACUUCACGUGUUUGAUGGACAGACUGAACGAGCAGCGCCUCUUUCAACCGGACCUGUGCGACGUGGACAUCGUGCUGGUGCAGCACAAGAGCAUCUUCCCAGCGCACAAGGGGGUCCUGGCGGCCUACAGCCAGUUCUUCCACUCCCUCUUCACCCAAAACAAGCAGCUGCAGCGCGUGGAGCUCUCGCUGGAGGCCCUCACCUCGCAGGGCCUCCAGCAGAUCCUCAACUUCAUCUACACCUCCAAGCUCCUCGUCAACUCCUGCAAUGUGCAGGACGUGUUGAACGCGGCCGCCGUGCUGCAGAUGAACAACAUCGCCUCCUCCUGCCAGGACCUCCUCGACACCCGCUCGCUCAGCCUGGCCACCGACAUGGCCCUGCCCGCUGAGGGCUGCGCCGGACCCCCACCUUACUACUGCGAGAUCAAGCAGGAGGUGGACGCCCCCCAUCCCAAGAUCUAUGCCCGGGAGGGCAACGACCCCUACUCGGUGCGGGUGGAGGACGGAGCAGGUGGUGGGACGGUCCCUCCUGGUCCAGCCAAGCAGUACUACAAGGAGGAGAAGGAUGGUGGUCCGGGUGCCGUCUGUAAGAUGGAAGGCGAAGAGUCCGAGGAGGACCUGGACAGCCAAGGCUCGUUCAACCGGGAGCAGAUCAUCGUGGAGGUGAACCUCAACAACCAAACCCUCAAUGUCUCCAAGGGCAUGGAGGGGAAGGCAGCCGCCAGUGAGGCAGCGGUGAUGGGGCGGCCUGAUGGCGAUGGGCAUGACACAGAGGAGGAUGGGGAGGAGGAGAACGAGGAAGGAGAGGAGGAGGAGGAAGAGGAGGAGGAUGCGGAGGUCGGUGAGGAGGAAGAGGAGGAGCACAGUGAGGAGGAAGACCUGGAGGAGACGACGGAAGAAGAGGAGGAUGAUGAUGAUGAUGAAGAUGCGUCAGAGGUGAAAAGGGAAAAGGGACAGCCCCGUAGAGGCAGCCGGGCGUCCAAAGCCACCAAACCUACCAUGGCAACAAGGUCCCAAGAGAUGGCCAAGGUGGAAGAGGAGGAGGAGGAGGAAGAAGAAGGCCAACGAGGGAGGAAGAGGAAAAAAGAACAGGACGGUUUGGGCCAGAAGGUGAAGCUGGAGGAGAAGCAGCACUACCCAUGCAAGAAGUGCCCCCGGGUCUUCAACAAUCGCUGGUACCUGGAGAAGCACAUGAAUGUCACGCACAGCCGCAUGCAGAUCUGCGACAAGUGCGGCAAACGCUUCCUGCUGGAGAGUGAGCUGCUGCUGCACCACCAGACCGACUGCGAGAAGAACAUCCAGUGUGUCACGUGCGGGAAGGGGUUCAAGAAGCUCUGGUCCCUCCACGAGCACAACAAGAUCGUCCAUGGCUACGCCGAGAAGAAGUUCUCCUGUGAGAUCUGUGAGAAGAAGUUCUACACCAUGGCCCACGUGCGCAAACACAUGGUUGCUCACACCAAGGACAUGCCAUUCACCUGCGAGACCUGCGGGAAGUCCUUCAAGCGCAGCAUGUCCCUCAAGGUCCAUUCACUCCAGCACUCUGGGGAAAAGCCUUUUAAAUGCGAGAACUGCAACGAGCGCUUCCAGUACAAGUACCAGCUGCGCUCCCACAUGAGCAUCCACAUCGGCCACAAGCAGUUCAUGUGCCAGUGGUGUGGCAAGGACUUCAACAUGAAGCAGUACUUCGACGAGCACAUGAAGACGCACACGGGCGAGAAGCCCUACAUCUGUGAGAUCUGUGGGAAGAGCUUCACCAGCCGCCCCAACAUGAAGCGGCAUCGCCGGACCCACACGGGCGAGAAGCCCUACCCCUGCGACGUCUGCGGCCAACGCUUCCGCUUCUCCAACAUGCUCAAAGCCCACAAGGAGAAAUGUUUCCGCGUCAGCAACCCCUUGGCUUCGGACACGGCCGCCCCACAACCCACCGCCAGCCCGGCCCCGCUGCCCCCCGGCCCCGGCAUCUCCCCUCUGCCGUUGCUUCAUCCCCUUCCACAGACCCUCCCUCCUCCUCCUCACCUACCGCCGCCCCCUCCCCUGUUUCCUGCAGGGAGGAUAAAUUCGAACAACAAUUAGGUGCCCCCCAACCCCGGCCACGCGCCUGCACGGACCGCUCUGCCCUUCGGGAUCGCCUCCCCCCCGAGGAGCCAAGGCUUCGCUUGCUCUCUACCCCCCUCCCCCCACCUUCCUCCUCGUUUUUGGGGUUGUUUUGGGUGCUUUUUUUCCUUUUCCCCCACCCCUCAUUCUUGGCGGAGAGAGGGAGCAGGAGGGAGCCCCCUCCCCGAGGAGCGUGGAUGUUGGCCUUGGGGAGGGGGAAACUGCUGUCCGUCCGGAAGGGUUUAGGUAAAAGGUGUUGCUCUCUGGUUCCAUCUUCCCGCCCAUCACCUUCAUCUUCAUGCCAGGAUCCUGGCAGGGCUUGGAGGACCAGGAUGCCACCCCGUCUGGGGUUGAGCUCGCCGGCGUCGCGUGCCCGGAUGGACGCCUGCUGGCCCUUCAAUAUUUAUAAUCGGCCGAAAUCUAGCCAGUGGUGCUUGAAUCCCUGUACUGUAAAGCUGGUCUUUCCAUUCAGGCUCUCUUUUUUGGUUUUUUCCCCAAGAGGUUGAGAGGUGGGCACCACGGAGGAGCCCCCGCUGGUCCCGUCUGCCGGCCCUGGUGGCCCGCGGCGAGCGAGCAGAUGUCCCCGUUGGAAAGCCCAUCAGCCCGCUCUCGUUAGCAGCCCUCGCCGUGUCUUCCUUCCCCCUGACAGGUUUUCCUCCUCCAUAGGUGAAAGCACAAACGCCGGCGGCGUCGCGUCUCGGGGGCAUCAGCAGCCCCAGUGCCGGUUCAUUUUUGGGGUGGGCUAAGGGAGCCGGGCUCUGUUGUGCCCUUUCUGCUAAUCCCAGCAGGAACUGGGCUCCUGUGGAUGCUCUGGAGAUGGUGAGGUGUCCCUGGGAGAGCUGAGGUGGCCUUGGGACCGGUGGGAAGGUGACUCUGUGGCAACUCCAGGUGGAGGAGCGGGACACCGCUGUUUCUUGGCAGAAUCAGCCCAGAAUAGUGCCUUAACAAUUCGAAUAAACCCUUGACUGAUGGGUGAGCUCCAGGUUGGGUCCCGUUGCAAGGUCUAGAGCUAAAGCAAGACCCAUGUUCAGCCUGAUGACAAUGUCCCAUCCUCCAGCUCGUUGCCCACGUUGCUCUCCCAACCUUUCCUCAUGGGGUUGGCUGUGCCCUGGCCUGGGGGGGGACCAGUGAGGGCUGUGGUUGGUUUGGUGAUGCCCCAUAGUGUUUGUUGGUGCUUCUCUGACCGUGUUGUGCUUGUUGAAGUUGAGCUGGUCUUUGGCUUCAGUUACUCAAGCUGGCUUCAUGCCAAGGAAGGAGAAGAGGAAGGCUUGGCUGUUACUUUCUUGGUGGACACUGGGGUCCAAGCUGGGUCUCUCGCUGCUGUGCUCUGAGCCGGGGUGUCGGUGCAUUGGUCUGCCCAUGACUGUGUGGUCUCCUUGGCCAGCGAGGUGUCCCCUUUGGGGUCAGGGAGAAAUGGGAGUGCUUCAGGGGCUGCAGAGCAUCCAGCAUGGGCAGAGAGAUGCCAGCCAAGAGAUGGGGUGCCUUGCAGCUGGUGCCUUGCUCCCAAGGCCAGUGCUGUGGAUGCGUGGAGACGUGGGUCAGGUCAUAAAGGUGGUGAGCAGGGUGUUGGGAGUGAGAGAGGACAUUGAGUGGGGUGCUGGAGUCAGAGCCACGUCUGGCUCUGCAAGAAGUCUUGGUGCUUCAUCUCCUGGACCAAAUCAGCCAAGCACUUGGGCAGUGUUUAGGCUGUCCCUGCGGAGCCAGGAGAAUUUAGCCACAUGCUCAGGGGGUUUGCUGCCCAUGGACAUGCCGGGGGUGUUAUCCUGAUAGGGACAGGACAGGAGAGCACCUGCUGUUCUCCUGAGUGCUGCUUGAGGUGACGGGUUCGGCGACUGGUGUCCCCUCCUGCUGAGUGGUGCCUCCCCAUGCCUGACGUCUCUUGUGGAUGUUAGCAUGAUGGUGCAACAAAUUGCUUUUCAUCCCCGUGUUGGCUGGGAUCCUGUGGACCCCCAGCACCACAGUCAGUACCAGUGAUCUCACUCUCAUCUCCAUCUGGUUUGAGCAAAGGGAGGAUGCUAUGGCAGAGCUGUCUCGCCAUAUUGACCUUCUCAGAGGGUACCAAAGGCUUUUCUGCUCUCCUUCCUCCAUGACCCGGGGGCUUAUUGGGAUGGCACAAAGUCUUCUCAAAUACACACCUGUGAGGGUUGUGGGCACUCAGCUCUAGGGCCCAUUGGCUUUCUGAAGGGACCAUGACCCAGACUGGAAGACGAUUGCUUUAGAGAAGCUUUCAGUGACACCCUUUGAGGUAUUAGAGGGCCUUAGUAGAGUAGUCCAUGCUGUCUCCUCCUCUGCUGCCUCCCAGACCCACCCCUCGGGCUCCCUUACAUUUCGUUCACCUCACACAGCCUUGACAUGGGAUGGGAGUACUGCACCCUGAGGAGGACUCACCUUGCCUGUAGGAUCUUCUGUGAUGGAGUCUAUCAGCCUGCCUGGCUGUUAGACUUCUCCCCCCAAGCAAACCCCAACAGCGACAUGUGCUCCCUUCUGCCUGGAGGUGGUUUUCCCUGUCCCAGUCCCAGUUUGUUCUCUUCUGGUGAGGACCUGUCCCGCUUGGACGUCACUGUGAGAUGAGAGCUCCUUGUUGAGGCUAGAAGCCCGGCAGAAAGCCCAGCGACUGAUCCCAGCUGCGUCCGAUCCCCUUCGAGAGCCUGCCCAGAGAGCCACUUGGAGACGUUGAGAUGUGACCAUGCACACAGCACUUUGGAGAACCAGAUCCCUGCUGCUCCCUCCCCUCUCCAAGGCCUGGGCACUUCCCAGGAGUCCUACAUGGCCUCCGAGCCCUUUUGUCUACACCCUUACUCGGCCCCAGUGUGUCUUUUCAUGUCUGGUUUUCGUUAAUGUACUAAAAGCUCAAACGAGUCACUCCUGCAGUGUCUCGUCCCACAUCCAUCCCGGUCAGCCCUGUUGGCACCUGUUGGGUUAGACGGGCGGGAGGCUGGGGAGUUGGGUCCGUUGUUUUCAAGCUUUUUAUAUUUUAUUUUAAUUUUUUUUUUUGUUCGGUUGGUUUUGUUUUGUUUUGUUUAACUCUUGCACCUUAAUCUCUCUCAUCCCUUCUUCGACAGACCGCGAGGGUGGAGAGGGGCUUGAUUUCCAUUAUGCAGUCCAUCAAUACGCCGCGACGCAACGUUCAGCUGACAAUGCCCACACGCCUCACCCCAGACCUCUCCGGGUUUGAUUUUAUUUUUUUGUUUGUUUUUUUUUCCCCUUCAAUGGAACUCUGGGGAGGGAGGGAUCCAGGUGGGGAGGGUCGUUUUUGGUUUCUAUAUCCCAGGAGCCUGGUAGCACACACCAGUUAGCCUCAUAAUGUCUAUGAGGCACGGCUGGCCCUUCGGACCACAGCCAUAACCCCAACGCGGUGGGAAGGUGAUGAUGGAUGGAUGGAUGGAUGGACGGCCGGCGGGUGGGAACGGCUGUGACAGUGCAAUAGAGACGAGCAUCCGCUGCUAGACAACUCCGUUGAUGAAACUCUUGGUUUGCCUGAAGUCGAGAGGGAAGGACUGAUGGACAAGACACCCUUUUGUUCACACGGAGGGAGAGAGCUUCCCCACACGCAGCCCUGCCCGGUGACAUGCAACCACGACGGGAGUUGGGUCGAACUCGUGAAGGAAGAAAAUAAUAAUAAUAAUAGAAAAAAAAAAAAAAAAAGGAGUAAGAACAACCUCAGUAGCAUGGAACUUGAAGGAAAUGAGUGAAGCUCCAAGCACUUGCCUCAAAACUAGUUUCUCAUGCCUGGUGUUCGGCUCCGUAUUAUGUUACGGCAUUCAGUAUCGGUUGCCCAAACUUGCCAAGUUAAGAGUGUAUCGGUGGCUCUACUAGUGUGAACAAACUAAAUGAAGCACUUUAUUCUGUAUAGAUAAGGGAAGGUGGGGAGGGGAGGGGAAGCUUGGAUGCUUUCCGGAAGCAUCUUAAGUAAUGUUCUAGGAAAUGUAUUAUUAUUAUUACUUUUUUUUUUUUUUUUAUGACCAUGUGUAAUCAAUAUAUGUUUAUCUUUAACUCCAAGUACAGCAGUUACUCUCUUUGGGAUGGUGUAAUGAGGGGGAGGCUGAGAUGGUCGGGAUAGUGCAUCAGUGUGGGGCCAACUGGGACAAGUCGUUGCCUGCCAUAGGAGCAGGUGAGUCUUGUUUCAUUGACGGCCUCGUUGGCCAAUGUCCUGGAGGUCCCAAGAGGUGCAUCAAAGCUGCCUUCCAGGGCACAGCUCAGAGUCAGCCUUGGUACCAAGGGCCUGAGGUGCAUCCCCAUCCUGAGCCAUCUUCUGCCUGGGGGUGCUGGGGCUGCUCUCUGGGCAACCCACGAGCAAGACGAGUCACAGCAGGCUGUUUUGGGUUGUCCCUAGAGACCAGGUCUUUGGCCAUGCUCUGAAACCUGCUUUUGGCCUCUCACCAAGGCACGUCAGGGGUCACUGAGCUCUGAAAGUGGUGAGAGGUCAGAAUUGGGCCUUUCCACUGCGUUCUCCCAGUCUGGAAGUGUUAUGACUGUUACCAAAGAGGUUGCAAGUGGAAGGACUGAAUCAAUAAACGAUUUGUCUUUUAUAAAAGAAAA